UCCUUUUAUAAAUAGUGUAGCCAUGAAAACCCUCCAUUUCCAAGCAACCUCUAAAAAAAAUAACCUUAAUAUUUCUCAAGCUUUUUCUUGCUUGCCUUUUCCUUCAUCUCUUCUAGCAUCAAAUUAUCAACCAUCGGAUCGAUGUUCAAGUUCUAUUGAAUUUAGAUCCGAUGGUACACUAAAGAGUACCUCCAUUUACCCCUAUCUUUGGUCAUUAAGUUAUAAUACCAGGUAUAGCUCGUAACAAAUCUAUCCUCUUUCUACUAGCUUUCAAAAGGGCUAGUUGAAAGCUUAACGCACCCAACAUAAAUAGCAAUUGAGAGUCGGACGAUCUGAUUCUACCUAGUGACGAAUUAAACUAAACCAAGAAAGAAACCCUAGUUUUUGAAGACUAACCACUCUCGACACCUUUUUAUCAGAUUUCAUCAUUCUGCUAGUUGGUGUUGUUGACUCAAAGAGCAUACGACGGUUCUUUCACAACAUAAGUAUCAAGAAAUGGACAAGGUACAACGAAUGGCAUCGGAUCACGGGGUAGUGAUCUUCAGCAAGAGUACAUGUUGUUUAAGCUAUGCUGUCACUAUACUAUUUCGAGAUCUUGGUGUUGAUCCAUAUGUGCAUGAACUUGAUCAUGAUUCUGAGGGAAAAGAUAUGGAGAAAGCUCUUAUGAGGAUGGGUUGUAAUGCCUCAGUUCCAGCAGUUUUCAUUGGGGGGAAAUUAGUAGGAUCAACAAAUGAAGUUAUGUCUCUUCAUCUUAAAGGAUCCCUAAUUCAACUUAUCAAGCCUUAUCUCCCUGAUUAAAACAAAUAAUUUGAGAGUUGAAGAGUGGAAAUAUUAUUCUCCUUUUAAGGAAAUAAAGAAAACUAUGAAUUAGGAGGAAAUUAAUGAAAUUAAAAGAUUAAGGUAACAACUUACAAACGAAUAAAAGUUAGUGGCUUGAUCGACUGACACUAGUCAUGUAGAUCAAGGUCAUGGUAGUAUAUGAAUGUUGUAAUAGCUAGUAGUUUUGUGAUUAUAUGUACUUUGUGAGAUAUUAAUUUACCCUAAUUAGUCAUUUGAUUA
Molecule: messenger RNA, 1059 nt
Organism: Lycium ferocissimum
Lineage: Eukaryota; Viridiplantae; Streptophyta; Magnoliopsida; Solanales; Solanaceae
Product: monothiol glutaredoxin-S11-like
Exons: 1
Coding region: 496-798 (100 amino acids)
Cellular component (GO): cytoplasm; nucleus
Source: RefSeq, a predicted model, not a curated record